UCGUACGUGAGAUAUAUAUACACAUUUACACACCAAACCAUAGUACUAUACAACUAUUUAUUAUAAUUAGAUAUAUGACAUAUGUAUUGGUAAUAAAUCUAUGAAAAAAAUUAAUUAAGAAAUUUACAGAUCUUGUCUUGUAUUUAUAUAUACCCGUUCACGUGGGCCAUUCGAAAUUUGCAUGAAAGCCACUCCUUUUCUCACAAAAAAAAAACUUUAGUCUCGUUUUCUUUCUCCUCUCUCUCUCUCACAGUUUCAGAAAUAGUUACAGUAGAUAGAUCAAUGAAUAGGAUUUAAUCAAGAAGACAAGCUUUAUAUUAAAGUUUAGGUUUGGGUAUGACUCAUGCGCGAGAAUGGAGAAGAUCCACUCUAUUAAUGUUUAUCUUCCUUUCUUCACUACUCUAUCUCAUUUCCGUAAAUUCCCGGAUAGGGGCAAUUCGGGUAUUUCCAGAAACGCUGGGGACGACUACCUCUCCUGCUCCUGCUAAUAACCAAGAAGUUCCAAUGAAGAAAUACUUCAGCUCCGAGAAAUUUGCUCCGGUGGAUUCUUCAUUCGGAAAAGUAUUUAGUGACAGUAAAAGAACGGUACCAAGUGGUCCAGAUCCUCUCCAUAACUAGUAGAAGCAGUUUCUUGAUGUUUUCAUUUAUAUUUUAUUUUAUUUUCUUGUUCUUCUUAUGUAAUCGAUCAACCAACAGGUGUAUUUUACCCAAAAUACUCACGUUUUCCUCUUUUAUGUAAGGGAAAAACGAAGGUAUUUUGGAGGUUUAAAUCGCUGAUCUAUAUGUAAACAUUUCAAAUAUAUAUUUACCAUGUCAAUGUUGUAGUUUCA
Messenger RNA from Brassica napus (rape), 830 nucleotides. RefSeq names its product CLAVATA3/ESR (CLE)-related protein 27-like. Bases 337 to 618 code for a protein of 93 amino acids. The transcript has a single exon. NCBI's taxonomy places the organism in Eukaryota, Viridiplantae, Streptophyta, Magnoliopsida, Brassicales, Brassicaceae. The record is from RefSeq and is a predicted model, not a curated record.